Striga asiatica is the source of this 1326-nucleotide messenger RNA. NCBI's taxonomy places the organism in Eukaryota, Viridiplantae, Streptophyta, Magnoliopsida, Lamiales, Orobanchaceae. The record is from the annotation of a GenBank genome assembly.
AUGGAGACAAGAAUCAAAAUCAGAUCGAAAAGUUACUGGGAUUCACCCAAUCCAAGCUACGAUCGAAGUAGUGACCUAUUCACUGUCAUUUUGUGGUGUGGUGGUAAAUUCCAGAAGUCCGACUUUGGAGUAUAUGAAGGUGGCCAUAAAAUGGUGUUUGAUUUUGUACCUGCUAAUGAAAUGUCUGAAAAGAAACUAAAAUUGUUUUCCACAAAAUUUGGUGUGGUUGGUGAUAGGAGCUAUUUCAUACAGGUGGGUUUGAGUCUGAGGAGGCUAGAAGGGGAUGAUGAUGUUAGGAUUUGGGCAAAGUCCCACUUAUCUGAAAGGGAGUUUAAUGUAUUUGUGGAAGUUUUCAACACUUUUGAACCUUCUAGUUUGUCUGUUGAAGGUAGUUGGGUGGAUCUAGAUGAGAGUGACAGUGAUAAUGAGAGUGGGAGUAAGAGUGGGUCUGAGAGUGGGGGUGAUAGUGGAUCUGAGAGUGGGUCUGAGAGUGAGAGUGAGGAUAAUGUUGUUGGUGUAGAGGGUGUUACUCAAGAGGAUAAUAUUGUUGGGGUUGGUAGUGGGAUUAGGAGUCAGAAUGAUGUAAGUGAAACUAAUCUUGAUGUCGAGGAUAAUCUUGUUGGGGUUAACAGAGGAAAAGGUGUUCAUUUGAGUGAUGCUGAGAAUUCUGAGGGUAAUGAGGAUAGUGGACAUUCUACUGAUUGGUAUGAUGAAUUCUUUGAUAGUGAUUAUGACAUGAGGGAUGCUAGUAGUGAUGAUGAUGAUGCAUUAUUCUUUGAGCAUGUAGAUACAGGUGCCAAUGGAGAGGAUGAGUCAGAGUCUAGUGAUAGUGAUAAUGAAGAUGUGGUGUAUGGUGGUGCAAUUUUUGGAACAAAUAGUGCAUCACAGUGGACUCAGACUCUUUUCAUUCCACCUUUGCCUCCUAACUUUGGGAGGGGUGCUGGGAGGCCAUCAAAAGCCAGAAAGAGGGGUCCUGAAGAGCCCAAGAAGAAGAAGUCAAAGAAUUCAGUUAAGAUGUUCAAGCAAGGCUGGAAAGUUACUUGCAAGAAAUGCGGGGUGACUGGUCAUAAUAUGAGGUCAUGUGAUAGAAGAAAAAAGCAAGGUGGCCAAGUUGACAGCAUUCUUCAAAGAAAAAGAGCAAGAGCUUCUAAUAGACAGAAUAAUGCAAACACUAGUCAAUCUAGUACUAGUGUAAAAUUGCAGUUAAGAGGACCAAAUUGUCCUGAGUACCAAAUUCCCAUAGUACCAUCUAAAGCAGGACCAAGCCCCUUUGAACAACUUCAACAGGCAUUGGGUUAUAAGCAUUCUGGUGGCAAAAGAAACUAG